CGUCGGAAUCCGAGUUCGUCGAACAUAUUCGAACGCACGCUAGUGAGAACCCAUUCACUUGCGGCGAGUGUUUGAGCCUUCUUUCUUCUGAAAGCGCUUUAACUACACACAUGCAAACGCACGAUGGCGAGAUACCAUUCAAUUACAGUCAUUGCUCCUCCUCAUCCAGUAUUGAAGAUAAUUUAAAGGAACACAUGCGAACGCAUACUGGUAAUGAGAAGCUACUUAGUUGCAAUCAUUGCUCCUCCUCUUUCAGUAGUAAAGACGAUUUAAAGAUGCACAUGCGAACGCACACUGGUGAGAAGCCAUUCAGUUGCAGUCAUUGCACGGCAUGCUUUUCUCACAAAAAGUCUUUAACGGCACAUGUUCGCAAGCAUACUGGUGAGAAACUAUUCAGUUGCAGUCAUUGCACAGCAUGCUUUUCUCACAAAAAGUCUUUCACGGAACAUGUUCGCACACAUACUGGUGAGAAACCAUUCAGUUGCAAUCAUUGCUCCUCUUCUUUCAGUAGAAAACACAAUUUAAAGAUGCACAUGCGAACGCACACUGGUGAGAAACCAUUCAGUUGCAGUCAUUGCUCGUCCUCUUUCAGUAUUAAAAACAAUUUAAAGAUGCACAUGCGAACGCACACUGGUGAGAAACCAUUCAGUUGCAGUCAUUGCACGGCAUGCUUUUCUAACAAAAGGUCUUUAACGGAACAUGUUCGCACACAUACUGGUGAGAAACCAUUCAGUUGCAAUCAUUGCUCCUCUUCUUUCAGCACAAAAGACUAUUUAAAGAAGCACAUGCGAACGCACACUGGUGAGAAACCAUUCAGUUGCA
Molecule: messenger RNA, 822 nt
Organism: Bemisia tabaci
Lineage: Eukaryota; Metazoa; Arthropoda; Insecta; Hemiptera; Aleyrodidae
Source: RefSeq, a predicted model, not a curated record